AUGCGCGAACUAUACAUGAAACAAGGCCAAGGCUUCCUCCUCGUCUUCUCCAUCUGCAACAUGAACUCGUUCUACGAACUCGCCGAACUGCGCGAUCAGAUCGUCCGCAUCAAAGACGACGAGGACAUCCCUCUCGUCGUGGUGGGCAACAAGUCCGACAUGGAAGACGACCGCGUCGUGCCCCGUGCACGAGCCUUCCAACUCGCUCAGUCGUGGGGUCAAAAGCCGUACUACGAGACAAGCGCAAGGCGGAGGACGAACGUCGACGAGGUGUUUCUGAAUCUGUGCGCGCAGAUCAUCCAGAAGGAAGGAGCACGAAACCUCUUGGUCGAGCAGCAAGCCGCCGCGAGGAGGAGAGACCGGCCGAACCGGCAUGAUCGCAGAGGCCGACGGCAGCGGAACCGGGACAAGUGCGUGAUUUUGUGA
Messenger RNA from Fonsecaea erecta, 426 nucleotides. RefSeq lists its product as hypothetical. The record is from RefSeq and is a predicted model, not a curated record. Gene Ontology annotation, cellular component: plasma membrane. Gene Ontology annotation, biological process: signal transduction. The coding region runs from base 1 to 426 and encodes 141 amino acids. Lineage: Eukaryota; Fungi; Ascomycota; Eurotiomycetes; Chaetothyriales; Herpotrichiellaceae. The transcript has a single exon. Gene Ontology annotation, molecular function: GDP binding; GTPase activity; GTP binding.